Molecule: messenger RNA, 2454 nt
Organism: Aspergillus pseudotamarii
Lineage: Eukaryota; Fungi; Ascomycota; Eurotiomycetes; Eurotiales; Aspergillaceae
Product: putative C6 transcription factor
Exons: 3
Coding region: 1-2454 (817 amino acids)
Biological process (GO): regulation of DNA-templated transcription; DNA-templated transcription
Cellular component (GO): nucleus
Molecular function (GO): DNA-binding transcription factor activity, RNA polymerase II-specific; DNA binding; zinc ion binding
Source: RefSeq, a predicted model, not a curated record
AUGCGGUCUAAAGGAAACGGCCGGUCCGCGCAGGACCAACGACCGCAACAGUCACAACAAGACCAGGACGCCUCCAAGCCAGAAGACGAUAUCCCCGCUUGUCAGUCCUGCCGAAAGAAAAAGGCACGAUGUAGUCGUGAGCAACCAUGUUCACAAUGCGUGCGCUUUGAUGUCGCAUGCGUUUACGAUGACCGUCGGUUGAAGCCUGGGUUACGCGCAGGGGCAGUUGACCAGCUCUAUCGCCGCAUUGAUACACUGGAGAACAUGUUUCUCGGGCAAAGUGUUUUAUGGAAGCAGGUCUGGGAGGCGCUCCACCCUAAUUCUGCCUUUCCUGGCGCCGCAGAUGAGGAUGGCCACAAUGAGGAAUCCCCGGGUAGACAAUUUGUUCACGCCCGGGAAGCCAUAAAGAAGUCAAUGCUACAGCUGGCUGAGACCAAGAAAACGGCAGGGUCUUUGAUAGAGGCAGAACACAACGAUGAUGGUGAUUUUAGGUCGUCAAAGCGACGAAAGGUCGAUGUGGUGUCGACGACACAGCAGCCGGUACGGAACGGGACAGACUUCGACAUCCUCAACUCUGACAUAGUGAACGAUCUCGUUGAAUUUUACUUUGCGAAUAUCCAUCAUUGGAUUCCAAUUCUACAUGUUCGAAUAUUUCGUGAACAGAUUCAGACUUACAAGGGACGCCAGAAGGCGAUAUAUAUCUUGCAUGCUAUUGUGGCAUUGUGUAGCCGAUUCUCUGAUGACAGUCGCCUGGGAAACGAUGCAGAGAAAGCCGAACUAGCAGAAACAAGUAGGCAGAAGGUUAUCUUGAGCAGCAUGGAAUCAUUCUCGGUUGAGAACUUACAGGCUUUAGUAAUCAUUGCUUUUGACACAUUGCUAAUGUCCGUACUGAUCGGUCGUGGACGCGGUCCGUCCUCAUGGUCCAUCGUAGGAGGUAUGGCUCGCACAGUAGAGCAGCUUCAGCUAAGCGUCGAAGAGGAGCAUCUUUCAAGUCAUUCCCAAUCUGGCGAGACAUUAAUACGACGCAUGGCGUUUCUGAAGCCAUCCACCUCUUGGAGAGAAGCGGAAGAAAGGCGACGUGUGUUCUGGACAGUGUUCUUAAUGGAUCGCUUCUGCAGCGUAUCCACCGGUUGGAAUAUCAGUCUGACCAGUGCAGAUGUCAAACGGCGACUACCUUGCGAAGGAGCACUCUGGGAGCAGGAAAAUGAAGUAAAGCCGCCAUACUUUGGCAUCUCGGAUGCAAAGGCCGCUAGCCCCCAUCGCCCUUUACUGACAGAGAAUCGAAUGACGGCUGAUCCGAAAGAGCAAGAUUGUAUCGGAGGGUUCGCUUACUGCAUCGAAGCCACCGAGUCUCUAGCAUUAGUCACCAACUUCUUUCUUCACCACGCCCUUGACAUCCGGGAUGUAGACAAAGCACAAUUCUGGCUCAUGCGAUUCAAGGAGCUCGAUCUCCGGAUGGUCCAAUGGAAGCUUUUUCUACCACCAAAGUGGCGGGACGCGUCAGUUCUUAACGCAGACGGAAUCAUGGACCCUAAUCUUACUCUUGCGCAUACAACACAUAAUACAGCUGUAAUACUCCUCCACCAAGGGAUCGCCUAUCCGCCCUUACACUGGCAGUCCUGCCCCGUCAAACUACCUUCAACAUCAUCGGCAGAAACAUGUCUCGAAGCUGCUUCGGAGAUCAGUACGAUUGGCCAGCAGUUUCUUCUUUGCUCUCCCAUCCUCACCAACCCCCAGUUCUCCUUCUGCCUUUUCAUUGCCGGUAGGAUGCUUCUCACGCAUUCUAAAUACUACGCUACUCCGAUACCCAAUUCGUUGGAUUCACUUAUUGACAGCUUGUUCGAAAUCUCCCGGCGAUGGGCAGGGCCCCAGAAUGUACACGACAGCCAAAAGGAUAACCUCGCCUCAGGCUUUGCUAAGCGAUUGGUUUCCGCAAAGGACAACCUCCCUGCACUAUCGAAACCUAGCUUAGAUAUCCGACAGACAGCAUACUCUGAAGGUACUGAUGAUAGAGCACCUUCCAAGCAUGUAGAAACCGUCUCUACACCAACAGUACUCGAACGCUCCUCGGUGCUACCAAGCAAUACGUACGGUGAACCAGAGCCCCCACUGCCUAUACCCGAUAAUCACUCUGACACCUCGGUUGGCUUGGCGUUUCCUCCUCUUCCCUUGUCAUUCCAACAAACUCUCCAGAGUUUUACCGAUGUAGAUCCGUUUGGUAUUUCGUUAACGGACCGGGACCAGUUUAACCCUCAGCCGUCCCAUGUGCCGAUCUGGAACAAUGCGACAAGUCCUAUAUACACUAAUGCCCCCAUUUCAUUUGGCUGCGUAUCACCGGAGCAUCUACAGACAACCCUCAGCCCUGGACAGAGGAUCAGUCGCUAUGGUGCAGUGGAAGUGGACCAAGCUGCUGCCAUGGGAGAGAAUUCCAGACAUCUUGGGCACAGUAGUUAG